AUGGCACCUUCACUCUUUACCCUAGGCACGGCUGCCCUGGUCUUGGCUGGUGACGCUAUCGCCAAGCAGUUCGUCCUCGAUGACACAUACGACUCCACGAACUUCUUCGAUAAGUUUGACUUUUUCGAGAGCAAGUACGGCACGGGAGAUUAUAAUGACGUCGAUCUCACUUCGGGCUACAUCAACUACCGCACCCGUGUCGACGCCCAAAAGUUGGGCCUCAUCAGCAACGCCGACGGCGAGGUCUACGUGGGCCCUGAUGCCCACAACGUCACCGAGUUCCCCGGUGUUGGUCGUUCAAGUGUGAGACUCGAGAGCAAGGCAAUCUACAACAAGUCUCUUAUGGUCGCCCGCUUUUCUCAUCUUCCUAAGCCUGUCUGCGGUGCCUGGCCUGCUUUCUGGUCAUACGGUUCUCCGUGGCCUAAAAAAGGCGAACUUGACUUCUUCGAGGGCUGGAACAACGCGGCUGCCAAUAAGCCUGCUGCCCACACCUACCUCACAUCCGAACAGGGCCAGUGUGUCAUCAGUGAGACCGGGCAGACGGCCAAGGUCAACACACCCAACUGUGAUCAACAGGCUCCUGGCCAGUACACCAACGAGGGUUGUACGACUACAUCCACCUCUGCUGACCCUUGGGGCUCGUCCGAUGGUGGUAUCUAUGCUGUUGAGUGGACACACGACUACAUCAAGUUUUUUGCUUGGACUCAUUCCGCAGCUCCCAAGAACAUUGGCUCCGACUCGCCUGAUACCUCCUCUUGGGGAACUCCCUCCAUGCUCAUCGCCAAUGACAAGUGUAAUAUCAACAGCCACUUUGCCGACCAGAGACUCGUUCUGAACAUUGACUUCUGCGGUGUUCUCGCCGGCAAUGAGUACAUCUGGAAGGAUCAGUGCGCCGCGUCCACUGGUCACUCUGUCUGCUCGUCGUAUGUCGCGGCGAACCCCAGCGCCUACAAAGACACCUACUUCAAGAUCAAAGAUAUUCGUGUCUUCAAGGAGGGCAGCAAGGCAGUGACGAGUUCCGCAUCCUCUUCGUCUACCUCUACCUCGACUUCCAUCUCAACCUCCACCACGACAUCUGCCACAACGUCGUCUGCUUCGACAUCAUCCGCCUCGACAUCAUCCGCCUCGACCUCUUCCGCCUUGACCUCUUCGACAUCGUCUGCGGUCACGUCGACUACGAUCUCCUCGUCGGCAUCUGCUUCCGCCUCAACCUCAACGGGCGCCUCCAUCACUGCUUCUGCUAGCGGCUCGGUCACGGCAAAGGACACAUCUAUCAGCAACUCUGACUCCAAGACCGCCUCUGUUUCAGGCACCGCCUCUGCUUCAGGCACCGCCUCUGCUUCAGGCACCGCCUCUGCUUCAGGCACCGCCUCUGCCUCUGGCACCGCAUCUGCCUCUGGAACUGCCUCUGCUUCAGGCACCGCCUCUGCUUCAGGCACCGUAUCUGCCUCUGGAACUGCCUCUUCUUCUGGAACUACCUCUGGCUACGGCUCCAAGUCUGCCUCCGCCUUCAGCCCGAUUACCACAAGUGCCACUGGCACCAAGUCAGUCACCGCCAGCGCGUCCGGUUCCAUCUCCAUCAAGUCCAACAGCAAGUCCGAAGAGGAUGUCUGCACCGAGAGCGACGCCAUCAGCACCAAGACUGGUGUCACCAGCAAACAGACCCAGGCGGCUCCUACGACCACUCCUCCCGUCGAGCUCACGACUUCGACAGUUUACACCACUAAGGUGUCCACAAUCACCGCGUGCCCGUCCACCGUCACCGACUGCCCAGCCCGCCUCGGCAAGGUCACGACGCAGAUCAUCGCUUUGUACACCACAGUCUGCCCCGUCUCGUCUAUCCCUGCUCCCAAGCCCACCGAGCCGGUCAAGGGCAACGACAAGCCCAACGACAAGCCCAACCCUGGUCCUGGUCCUGCCCCUGGCGUCUCGACCACCACCUUCACCACCAUCUACACCAUCACCAAGUGCCCACCCUCUGUCACAAACUGCCCCGUCGGUAGCGUCACCACCAAGAUCGUCACGACAUCGGUUCCCUCCGCCGGCACCUCCGUGCCCAUCGUGACAAAGGUCGUCCCUACGGCCCCCUUGGGCCCUAACUCCGCCCCCAGCCUGACCAAGACUCUCUCCUCAGUCUCCCCAUCUGGCGUCCCUCCCAAGCCCAGCGCCCCCGGUGGUAACAAUUACGGCUCUGGCAACGGCAACGGUACUAUCCCCAAGCCGCCUCCCGGCUUCAACGCCACCGUCCCGGUGACCAAGCUUACCACCCUCACUGCCUCCAAGCCCGCGGGGACGGCCCCCGGUGCAUCAACAGCCAGCUACUCUAGCGCCAGCUACCCGACCAAACCGGCCGUCGUCGUCAACGCGGCCGUCCAGGCGGGCGCCAGCUUCCUGCUGAUAGCCAUCGGUGCCAUCGCCGCUUUGGCUCUGUAA
Messenger RNA from Colletotrichum acutatum, 2433 nucleotides. RefSeq lists its product as uncharacterized. The coding region runs from base 1 to 2433 and encodes 810 amino acids. NCBI's taxonomy places the organism in Eukaryota, Fungi, Ascomycota, Sordariomycetes, Glomerellales, Glomerellaceae. The record is from RefSeq and is a predicted model, not a curated record. Gene Ontology annotation, biological process: glucan catabolic process. The transcript is spliced from 5 exons. Gene Ontology annotation, molecular function: hydrolase activity, hydrolyzing O-glycosyl compounds.